Messenger RNA from Talaromyces atroroseus, 642 nucleotides. RefSeq lists its product as hypothetical. The coding region runs from base 1 to 642 and encodes 213 amino acids. NCBI's taxonomy places the organism in Eukaryota, Fungi, Ascomycota, Eurotiomycetes, Eurotiales, Trichocomaceae. The transcript is spliced from 4 exons. The record is from RefSeq and is a predicted model, not a curated record.
AUGGCCGGCGAGGUAAAACCCACCCGGCCCUCUGACCCGGACUCUCUUGUGCUCGAGGCAUGGAGUCAGGGAUUGACGGUGGGAGCGCUAGUGGUGAUGGCGGCCAUGACGAUCGCCAAUAUGAGGAAAGGGCCCUACUGGAUUCUGGAAAUAUACGCCGUCUUUGCCUAUUUCAACGACAUCAACGACUUAUUUUUAAAAACAAGGCCUUUGGAGCCUCUUUUUCGGCAGUACAACUUCGGCCUUAUCGAACUCAUUCGCAUCAGUCCGCGAUUUGGCGUUAUGCUGCUGUCAAUGUGCCUGUCUCUUGUGUUUGUUCUACUCGACAUAUUGAGUGUAACUGGUGUGCUUUACCUCGGUCUUCCCACGGGAGUAGAGCCAUUCUGGAAGCUCUCGUUCAUUUUCAAAUGUCUUUGCGACAUUGUCAUUCUUGACGACUUCAAGACCGCCCUAGACCGCAUCCGAGCGUACUGGAUGAGCCGUAUCGACUCGACCGCGGCAGGCCCAGGAGGAUCCCAAGACACUUCCAGGGAUCUUGAGAGUAGCGGAAUCGUGCUACCGUCGCGUAAAAAUGUCAGUAAUCUGAUCCCUCCGACUCCUGUUCCAUCGUCAUCAAAUCCCCAAUUUCAACAUACCAGUUAG